AUGCCGAAGCGGCAAGAAGUACCGGGAGCGGAAGAUUACCAAAGUGAUCAUGGAGGAGCACCCGGUGAUGCUGCUCGGUUUGAAAAUGAGCUGCGGCGACUCGAGCCCUACUUCGUAAAGCAGGCCUGGAACUGGCAGCAGCUGUACGACAGGGCCUGCACGCGGAAUCCACAUCCGGGCGGCUGCUCCCGCUCGCUCACCCGCUGGUUUUUCUACCCCACCUUCAGCAAAUGCUACGCGUUCGUUUACGGCGGAUGUGGCGGCACGGCAAACCGCUUCUCCACGCAGAAAGAGUGCCUGAAGAGCUGCGUGCCACGGCAACUGCCACUGAGCCCUCCGCCCGUCAUCGAAGAGCCGACGCUGGCGCCGCCGCCCGACUCCGACCAGCUCAACGGCCUGCUGGCUAGCAACGACAACGAGACGAUAAAGGCGGUGCAACGGUUGGCUGAGCCGCUCACCACACUGCCGACAACCAGCGGUGCCUCCAGCGGCGCCCCCAGCGAUGCCCCGGUCACGUCGACUCAGGUCAAGACCAGCACCAAGGCACAGGCGACGGCCGUCACCCCCAAGCCCGCCGGGUCCAAGGCCAAACGCGAGUUUCCACACGCUGAUGCGCUGAGCGUGCGAUGGGCCUCGGACAAUGCCUACUCGCAGAUGUACGGCUUCUUGUGGUGGCAGGAGACGUCGUGCCACGUGAUUUGGUCGCCGGGGUAG
Molecule: messenger RNA, 714 nt
Organism: Pollicipes pollicipes
Lineage: Eukaryota; Metazoa; Arthropoda; Thecostraca; Pollicipedomorpha; Pollicipedidae
Exons: 3
Coding region: 1-714 (237 amino acids)
Molecular function (GO): serine-type endopeptidase inhibitor activity
Source: RefSeq, a predicted model, not a curated record